UGUUCAUGACCGUCAUACACUGUUUAAGGUCUCUAAUUUUUAAAUUGUUCAUACGCUGCUGUAACGUAAAAUAUAAUAGGAGCAGUGUCCAAGACACUUGAACAAUUUUCUAGCCUAACUCUCUGGGAACCUCUGAGAAAUUCACCAACUCCGUAGUCUGAGCUAAGACUCCACCCUCCAACCUCAAUAAAGAAAACAGGUUUUUGUCAACAUUUUCAUUGAAUUUCAAGACCUUAAUGUAUUGUCCACCUCACCCCCACCACACCACCCUCAUUUAAACACCAUCUAGCUUUGCUAUCUUCUCCCUUCUCCAUACUCCUCCAGUUUUCAUUGGUUUAAUAGUCUUGAAUCUGCUUUCAAUUCUCUCCUCAGCCAUCUUUUUUCAAAACUAGUUUUUUCUCCCUAUUUGAUGACAACUUAAAAGCCUAGUACUUCACUCGUUAACUCUGUUCACUCCCAUAUAUUCUACUUGAUAACAAUCAUAGCUUACCUCAAGUAGUACACAGUACACAAGCUUUGGAUUUCAAACAGCUGAUAUUUAUUUUCAACCUAAACUCUUACAUUGGGGAGUCAUUCUAUUCAUGUCUUUUGCUUAUGUUCAAGAUCUGAGAGAACCAAUUGGUCUGCAUUUUUGUCUUUGACAUCUGGGAUGGAUCUUGCAAGCAGAAGAUACUUGAUUUAUGUCUCACAACAUGUGUCACAAUCGGAAGCACUUUCUCCGGUCACAAGUCCAGGGGGUUCGUUCUUUCAUCCUCAUCAGCAUUCUUCUAGCACCAGUUUUCCCAUAAUCGCAAUUGCCAUAAUAGGAAUAAUGGCCACGGCUUUCUUGCUUGUGAGCUACUACAUCUUUGUGAUCAAAUGCUGCCUCAAUUGGCACAGAAUUGAUAUUCUAAGACGUUUUUCUCCAUCUAGAAGGCGUGAAGAUCCAUCACCCAUGUACUCACCAGGCACAGAAGCUCGUGGACUGGAUGAGGCAAUGAUCCGGUUAAUCCCUGUGAUUCAAUACAAGACACAGGGGGAUGAUAGAGAAUCUGGAGAAUGUGCUGUUUGCUUGAAUGAGUUUCAAGAAGAUGAGAAGCUCAGGAUUAUACCAAAUUGCAGUCAUGUGUUUCACAUUGAUUGCAUAGAUGUUUGGCUUCAGAGCAAUGCCAAUUGUCCUCUGUGUAGAACAAGCAUUUCCUUGACAAGCAGAUUCCACGUUGAGCAGCUUCUUGCACUAAGGUCUUCUUCCCCUCCGGAUCAAACUCCACCAAGGGAAAACCACAUAGGAAGAGAUGAAGAUUUUGUUGUAAUUGAAUUGGGUAAUAUCCACGAUAGAAGCCAAAAUUUGCGAGAGAGAGGAAAUGGUUUGGAGUUACCAUCACCAACAUCUCUUAUUAGUUCUUGUACGCCAAGGAAAUUGGAACAAGGAAAUGUGCAGAAGAAAGCAAUGAAACUGCAUAAAGUGACGAGCAUGGGAGAUGAGUGUAUUGAUAUUAGAGCAAAAGAUAACCAGUUCUCAGUGCAACCAAUCAGAAGGUCUUUCUCCAUGGACUCAUCAGGGGAUAGACAGUUCUAUUUAGCAGUUCAAGAAGCUCUGAGGCUGCAGAACAGGCAAGUCAAUGAAGUCAGCACCACCGAAGGCUGCAGUGGUAGUGGUAGCAAUAGAGUCAAGAGAUCAUUCUUUUCCUUCGGACAUGGAAGUAGAUCCAGGAGUUCUGUGCAACCCGUUUCUUUGGAACCCUGAAAUUUCUCUUUUCCCUUCCCUCUUUCCAUUAUGUUUGCAACUUGCAAGUUUCUUAGGUCUUUACUUUUUCUUUUUUUUUUCUGAGAUAGAGAUGUUACUAUGUUAGAUGAUGAACAGGUCAUAGGAUUGUAUGACACACAAAUAUUCAAUUGCAUUUAAUUUUAACUUGAAACCAUUAUUGCUGUAUUUGUAUGUUUCUGAGUGUAUAAAAUGGCUUCGUGUUGUGGUUC
Molecule: messenger RNA, 1956 nt
Organism: Vigna umbellata (rice bean)
Lineage: Eukaryota; Viridiplantae; Streptophyta; Magnoliopsida; Fabales; Fabaceae
Product: RING/U-box superfamily protein
Biological process (GO): protein ubiquitination
Molecular function (GO): transferase activity
Source: RefSeq, a predicted model, not a curated record